AUGUACAGGUGUCAGACAUGUUCCGCUAGGUUCUACUCUAAGAGUGGGCGCGAGGAGCACAUGGACGACUACUCCCACUGGCGGUGCGACUGGUGCGACCGUACAUUCAGAACGGAACGUGCCUGCGACCAGCACAUGAUCACCACAGGCCACAUGAAGAAGGUAUUUCUUUACCCUUGCGACACCUGCAACGUGGUGUUCCGCUACGAGGACGACGCAGACGAGCAUAUGGAAGACCUGGACCACUGGAAGUACCCAUAUUCUUGCGACACCAACCUGACCUUCCGCCACGAGCAGCAUGCGUACGAGCACAUGGAGGAAAAAGGGCGCCAUGGAAAUUACUGCUCGGACUGUGAUCGCCACUUCGUAAACGAGAACGCGUUGAAGAUGUACAUGAGAUCUCGCACCCACCAAGGCACAACCGUCUCCUGCCCGUUCUGCAAGGUCAACCAUGUGACCGCCAGCGGCCUAAGCCACUACCUGGAGACCGGUUCCUGCGCCAAAGCUCCUCGCCUGAACCGGGACACCAUCCUCCGCAUCAUCCGCGAGCGUGACCCAAACGGCCUCAUCACCAACAAGCAGCUCACAUACCACGGCGGCGGUGGCACUACAUCAACAUACGAAGCCACCGAUCAAGCCUGGAACGGCUCGUGCUGGGAAUGCUACAUGUGCCAUCGUGGCUUCCGUACGUCCCAUGCGCUGAACCAGCACCUGAAGUCAUCGGCUCACCAGCAGAAGGAGUAUCAUUGCCCGAACCGGCGCUGUGGCAAGGAGUUCAAGGCGUUGGCCGGGCUGUUCAACCAUCUGGAGAGCGAGACUUGUGCGUUUAUGAGGUUUGAGAACGUGCAGAAGCAGGUCGAGAAGGUGUCGGGUGUGAAUAAGCUGAUUGCGUUCGGUUGA
Anthostomella pinea is the source of this 900-nucleotide messenger RNA. The record is from the annotation of a GenBank genome assembly. Lineage: Eukaryota; Fungi; Ascomycota; Sordariomycetes; Xylariales; Xylariaceae.